AAGUCUGCGAAAGCGUGUCUCGGGGAAUGGUCUCCGUCGGUUUCUCUCUGAAGUGUAUUAAUUAACUGUUUAUCGUACGACGGGUUCCAAUCUGAGGUUUAAUAGCGGAUAGAGGCGAACCAUGGCGGAGUAUCUCGCGUCCAUUUUCGGUACCGAGAAAGACAAAGUAAACUGCUCCUUUUAUUUUAAAAUCGGAGCUUGCAGGCACGGAGAUAGGUGCUCACGUAUACACAACAAACCUACGUUCAGCCAGACAUGCUUGCUUCAAAAUCUUUACGUCAAUCCGCAAAAUUCUGCCAAGAGCGCCGAUGGUUCACAUUUGGUAGCUAAUGUUUCUGAUGAAGAGAUGCAGGAGCAUUACGACAACUUUUUCGAAGAUGUAUUUGUCGAGUGCGAAGAUAAGUAUGGGGAAAUAGAAGAGAUGAACGUAUGUGAUAACCUCGGAGACCAUCUUGUUGGUAAUGUCUACAUUAAAUUUCGGAGAGAAGAAGACGCAGAAAAAGCAGUCAAUGAUUUGAACAACCGGUGGUUCGGUGGAAGGCCUGUUUACGCCGAACUUUCACCCGUGACAGACUUCAGGGAAGCUUGCUGCAGACAGUAUGAGAUGGGAUUAUCCAUUCCAGUCGGUGAUGGUGGAGAAAUCAAGAAUGAAUCUGCAAUCGGAGAAUGCACCCGUUCUGGAUUUUGCAACUUCAUGCAUCUGAAACCAAUUUCAAGAGAGUUGCGCCGUUACUUGUACAGCCGCAAGAAGGGCGGUAAGGGUGGCGGUGGUGGCGGAGGUGGAGGUGGUGGUGGCGGCGGAGGUGGCGGUGGUGGCGGCGGUGGUCGUUCAAGAUCUCGAUCAAAGUCACGAGGCCGUACCGAUCGCAAGCGUAGAUCUCGCUCUCGCGAGAGAAGAUCAAGAUCCAAGGAUCGUAACCGCAAGGGAAGGGAUGAUAAGGGGCGCGACGGAAGAUCUGGUCGCUAUUGAUGUAACUCUUUUCUAAAUCCAACUGAAAUUUCACUACCUUUUAAUUUUCGAUGUAUCAAAGUUGUUAGAAGCAUCUUUAAGAUCUGUGCAGCAAGUUUCGAAAACUGAAGAAAGGAAAUGAACCUUAUCAGUUCUUGCAGCAGAAAAACAUAGUUUCAGUUACAGAAUUUAUCACGGCGUCGUGGUACCAAUAAGUUUAUCAAGUUAAUAACUGCAUUUCAACAACGUUCACGUGUAGAAUAAAUCUUUUAGUCGUAAAAUAUCAAUAUGUAUUGUAACUAGUAUUAAUUUGAAUGUCAUAUUGUGAACUGAUCCUUAGUCAGUUAUUGUAAAUCAACAGCCUGUGAGAGAAUAAACAAUACUUGAAAUGUA
Messenger RNA from Diprion similis, 1342 nucleotides. It is a transcript of the gene U2af38, whose product is annotated as splicing factor U2af 38 kDa subunit. The coding region runs from base 122 to 970 and encodes 282 amino acids. NCBI's taxonomy places the organism in Eukaryota, Metazoa, Arthropoda, Insecta, Hymenoptera, Diprionidae. Gene Ontology annotation, biological process: mRNA splicing, via spliceosome. The record is from RefSeq and is a predicted model, not a curated record. Gene Ontology annotation, cellular component: U2AF complex; spliceosomal complex. Gene Ontology annotation, molecular function: metal ion binding; pre-mRNA 3'-splice site binding. The transcript is spliced from 6 exons.